AUGCAGAGGCAUAACCCUCUUCCACAGGCUGCUGUGCACAGAUUCUUUGAAUUGCCAGCUGUGGUAAAGAAGAGCUUCAAAGAGAACUCACCCCCUGAAGUUGUCAGAUUGGGCACCAGUAGCCCCCAUUCUGAGUUGGUUUUGGAGUGGAAAGAUUAUCUUCAACUUGUGUAUGCCUCAGAGGAAAAAAUCCAUGCACAUUGGCCUGCUAUAUGCAACAAUCCUUGUCCUUGGUUUGUUAAUUAUUUGGUUACUGCAUCUCCCGCACUAAGUGUAAAUUUUAUGAAAACUGCUAAAGGUGCUUAUAAGAAAUUGAAUGUGAAGAAGUUAGAUCAAGCAAGAGAGGACACUUUAAUGGGUACAAUGAUAUUGGGUUUCAAUUACUACCCAGCAUGUCCUGAGCCUGAAGUUGUAUCAGGUGUAGCCCCUCAUUCUGACAUAUCAUCAAUCACUGUCCUUCUGCAAGAUGACAUUGCAGGGCUUUAUGUUAGAGGCAGCGAUGGAGACAGUUGGAUCCAUGUUCCUCCUGUUGAGGGAGCAUUGGUGAUCAAUAUUGGGGAUGUGUUACAGAUAAUGAGCAAUGAAAGAUACAAAAGCAUAGAGCACAGAGUUGUUGCAAAUAAAAGGAAGACCAGAAUCUCCAUUCCAGCAUUUGUCAACCCAGCACCUGAUGCUGUUAUUGGUCCUUUGUCAGAAGUGUUGGAAACUGGCGAUAAACCAAAAUAUAAACAGCUUUUGUACUCUGAUUAUUUCAAGUAUUUCUUCAGCAAGGCUCAUGAUGGAAAGAAAACUAUUGAAUUUGCCAUGAUAUGA
Vigna angularis (adzuki bean) is the source of this 813-nucleotide messenger RNA. RefSeq names its product feruloyl CoA ortho-hydroxylase F6H1-3-like. Bases 1 to 813 code for a protein of 270 amino acids. NCBI's taxonomy places the organism in Eukaryota, Viridiplantae, Streptophyta, Magnoliopsida, Fabales, Fabaceae. The transcript is spliced from 4 exons. The record is from RefSeq and is a predicted model, not a curated record.